Molecule: messenger RNA, 9103 nt
Organism: Chelmon rostratus (copperband butterflyfish)
Lineage: Eukaryota; Metazoa; Chordata; Actinopteri; Chaetodontiformes; Chaetodontidae
Gene: nsd1b
Product: nuclear receptor binding SET domain protein 1b
Exons: 24
Coding region: 148-7653 (2501 amino acids)
Biological process (GO): regulation of DNA-templated transcription
Cellular component (GO): chromatin; nucleus
Molecular function (GO): protein binding; histone H3K36 methyltransferase activity
Source: RefSeq, a predicted model, not a curated record
CAGGAUCCAGGCCUAGUAGUGCUGCCGCUGGGACUCUCCUCAUCCGCUCUCAAAAAACUGGAAAUUGGCACAUUUAAAGGCCAAAAUGAGCAGAUCGACGCUCACGUUCGCGGUGAGCGACAGCGGAAUGGGAGGAACCAUGGCAGCAUGAGUGGGCGGUACUCCGGCCCCGGCAGGGAGACGCAUCAGUCCAGCUGCCCUUUGACCCCCGGCCCUGACCUCUCCACCCACUCCUGCUCCUCCAGACACCAUGAGCACAGGAUCGGCCUAACCAUGUCCACCGCCUCCUCCCUCAAGCAUGCGUCCAUCUAUGGUUUCACACAAAGGGAGCACUCCUCCUCCUCCUCCUCCUCCUACAGUCCUCUGAGGAGGCUGCAGCACCUCACCACCAUGGUGAGCCAGCCAGACCUGGUCCUGCCGGGACGGGAGCCGGAGCGGGGCUGGGAGUGGGGCGUCAAUAAGAAGGAGAGGAAGGAGGCGGAGAGGGACUCCUGGGCCGAUUGCACCAGCAGGGAGGACAGCUUUGGUAAAUCUGGACAAAAACAAGUCGCGGUCCCGACGAGAAGUCGAGACGCAGCCAAUCGGAGCGACGCCGUCGUCUCCGAGAAGAAGCCUGACGGUUGUUUCUCAAGCCCGCCCAGCCCGGCCUUCUCUCUCGACAGCAACAGCCCCUUCGCUAACGGUUUCCUGCACUUUGAAUCUUCUCUGUUUGAGGAUGACAACAAUGAUGAAGAGCGGGCAACGGUGUCGCCUGCGGGUGGUUUGCAGGACAGACGUGAGAGGGCGGGGACUGUUCUUCAGGCCGCUCCUGGAGACUCAGAAUCCAAGGCUACGCCGUCGUCAGCCAAGAUCGUGACCCGGUCCCAGUCCUCGGGUCAGCGCAGGAGAUACUGGGAUGGCUCCGAUGACGAGUGGGAGAGUGACGCCGAGCUGUUCCUGCUGGAGGAGAGUCCCCCGCGGCAUUCAAUGAACAGCUUCAAGAAAAAGUCUUUGCCGCCUGUCAAGUUUGUAGAGGGUGAAGUUAUUUGGGCAAAGUUCAACCGAAGACCAUGGUGGCCCUGCGAGGUGACCGUUGACCCGGUGCAGGGACUCUAUCACAGAGUGAAAGAGCCCAGUGACCGGCCCUGUCGGCUCUACCAUGUCAGGACUUUUGGGGAGCCCGUGGAGCUAACCUGGGUGGAGGAAAAAGCAACUCACACUUUCCACGGAGGCUUUGAAUUUGAACAGCUCCCCCUACUGCGCCGGAGGGGGAAGCAAAGGGAGCAGAACUACAAAUACACUAUUGCAAAGCGUUUUCAGAACUCUUGGAGAUCCAGUGUGGCAGAAGCUGAAUCUGUUCUCCCAGAGAGACCCAAAAUGGCCUCCUCCAUUCCCUCGUCCAGAGAUGACGUCUUUCACACCAGUUCCACGCCGGAGACAGUGAACAGGGCCCAGCCGACCCUUCCUCCCUCGUCCUCGCCCGCACUUCCUGAAACAUCACUCAUGACCAAUGGAUCCAUUUUAACUCCAGUGAUGUCAUCCCCAAUGACAGCUCCAGCAAAGACAAGCACUUUAAGGAAAUCUUCUGGAAAGAAAAAACCAAGUAAAUUGUCAAAGGACGUCAACAGUAAACACUCAAAAAAGACGUUUCGUAAUAGUCCUGACCAAUCAGAGAGAGACAAUGGAGAGUGUCCAUAUUCUGACCUUGACUCAGUCCCCAAGAUUUUGUGUCCCAAAGCACUCGAACGCCAGCCGAAGCUAACGGCAACUCAGCCGUCCGUUACAGUCGUCAAAGAGGCGAAGAAGCAGCCAGAGACUCAGAGUGGUCUUUGGUUCAGUAAAUCAGGCAAAGACAGACGGCCCAAAACAACCAGUCCGAUGCCAGACCGCUCUCUCUUUAGCAAAGUGCCCUGUAAGAAGAAGAACUCGUCUGUUGUCAGUAAAAAGACUCUGGUUCCUGGGGCCGCCUCCUCCAGCGGUGGGUCAACUGACCAGUCCGGGCUGUUGGACAAGCAGAAGAGUCUACCUGCUGAAACAGUUCUGCCACCUGAACCAUCAGGACAUCUGAGGUGUAAAAAUAGCCUGGUUGCUAACAGGCCUCUUGGUACAACUGGCAGUCCUGCUGACCAGUCAGGACUGUCAGACAAGCAGCGGUCUAUGGGCUCUGUUGAGACUCGUGUGCCCUCUGACCAGUGUGGAUAUUCAAAGAGUAGAAAGUCAGCCAGUAAUACAUCUGACACUGUGACUGUCUCAGCGUCUGACCAGUCAGAUAGCUCGGAUGGUAAAAAGGCCUCAGUCAGUUUCAAAGACCAGCCUAGGUUUUCAGAGAGUGUAAAGAGUCUCAGCCGAACUGAACAUUCAGACAUGACGGCUAAUAAAAAGGUCUACGUCACUGGCAGGAUUUCUGACCGAGCAGCCGAAGAAGAAAGUAAGAAAACUUCAGCAUCCAGUUCAAAUGUUGACACUACUGAGCCAUCAGAAAGGCUGGAAAAGCAAACAAGUCUGGUCUCUAAGUGUAGGCUGCCCUUUGUCAAGCUAAUACGGAAAGACAUGAAGGGUAAGAAGGUCCUGAACUCCAGUGUGACCAUCAGUCCAUCUGACCAACCUGGAUGUCCUGAGAAUGAAAAAACACCAGAUACUAGUGGGACUAAAAUGUCCUCUCUACAAUCAGACUGUGUGGACAGAAGUGUCUCUGUAGAGACACUGGCAGUCAGUUCUGAACCGUUAAAGGUCUCAGUUAAGAAGUUAAAAGCAAGUGGUGGGACUGGUGUUCUUCAUCUGUCGUCAGAGUCAUCACAAGAGAAAGCUGUAUCUGAUGAGUUUGGAAGCCCAGAAGCAGAAAGGAGGCCCAUUUUAAAUGUAAACCCAACCAAUGUGACUUCCUCCUACCAAUCAGAGCAGUCAGAGGGUAAAGAGACUCCAGCCUCUGAUGUGACGAACAUGUCCUCUGACCAAUCAGGCAGCUCGAAGCAAAAAGCAACACCUGCCACUGGUACAGCUUUUAAUACGACUUCAGUAUGUGGGGAUGCUCAUGUACCUGAAGGUCUGUCCGCUGAGAAGUCCAAGAAAGUCCACAAACCAAAGCAGGUUCCAGAUAAAGUGAGUAAGGUCGUACUACACGAGCAGCCGGCCCACCUGCCAGCCAGCAGUCGACUGAUGACCAGAGCACUGAAGGCCAUGCAGGAGGCGGAACAGAAGAAGCGUGUAAAAAGGAAGGAAGCCGAGCAGAAAGAACGCUUCAGUCCAUACGGGAAAGGACCUGAGGACCUCGAGAACCACUCAGCACACGCCUCCACGUGGAGUCCUGAGGCCAAGCGUUGCACUAAAAUCAACUCUCUCAAAUCUCAAGGCCAUGGUCAGGACACGUUUUCCAGCUGUAGCACCCCCCCUUUGACGUUAUCUGAGUCGGCUGACUUUGAGGCUGAUGUCAAGAGUGAAGACGAAGACCUCUCAAUAUCCUCAACCCCGCCAAUGGACUUCAUACCUCUUACUUCAAGGGUAAAAGCAAAGAAGGAAGAUCAGCCUUCUGACACAUGCUCCUCAUCAUCACCUUCCUCGCCAUUUGCUUUUAUGAACGCCUUUAAAAACGUGGAGGAGGUGUCCUUCCAGUCCCUGACUAGUGAGGGCAGCGGUAAACCCGUCUCUUUCAAAGCAGACGCGAACUACAAGUUCAGCACUUUUCUCAUGAUGCUGAAGGACUUGCAUGACACUAGAGAGCGGGAGGGGACCCCCUUAGAGUUGGAAAUUGGGCCACCGAGUGCACAUGUUAAGGAGGAACCCUUAGUGAUGCCUGGAGAGACUAGACCCACAGGCCAAGAUCAACUAGUCCAAAAUGUUAAUAGAAGUUCAAGUCCAAUCAAAAUCAAAAUCACACACGGUGAAAACAGCACAAGUCAGACGUCAAAGAGGCCCUACAACAGACGGAGCAGCUCCAGCGCAGUGAAAAAGAAAGCCAACCGCAAAGUGCCUUGCCGCCGUCCUGCCAGGUCUGGACCUGGUUUCCCAGGACUGGAGUCCUCGCCAGCAGUGGACUCUUCGUUAGGAAUGGAGUCCAGAGCUCUGUCCCUGUUGGACAUACAGACCAGCAGCUGGGAGAGGCAGGCGGGAGGUGGUGAAGGAGUGGUAGGAGAGGGGGAGGUGAGGUGGAGCAGAGUUAAUGAGAAUCUACAGAACGUGGUGCCUUUGGAGCAGAAGGGGUGCGACACUACGCAGAACGGCCUCGACUGUACGCAGACCAACACAAGCUUGAUGCACAACGCUGGAGGCGGCGACAAGGCUCCAACCGCACAUAAACGAAUACGAAAACCGAGCAAGAGGCUGAUUGAAUGGACCGAAGAGUACGAUCAGAUUUUCUCCUCCAGGAAGAAAAGCAAAAAGCCUCUCCAGUUGAUUGGAAAGGCCCCUCAGCCCGUCACCGCCGGGUCCGAGGCCUCGGGAUCAGACAGGGACUCACGUGACCAACCGUCCUUGAACUUACUUCCUGAAAUACAGACACCGCCCCCUGAGGAAGUUCCCGGAACGAUGCCCUCCGAGCUACAGAUUCCCAGCACUGAAAACACAUCUCCCCAAGACGCACCUGCGCUGUCCAUCGACACGCUGACCCCUCCCCCCGAGGCCGAGCUGUCAGAAGGCCUCGUCAAAGACGCCGGAGACGCUCCUGUGCUGGGGAGGAAGAGGAAGAGGAAGCCCACUCAGAAGAUCCUGGAGUACUGUCUGGAGGCAGAGGCCGCCACAGCCCCCAAGAAGAAGGUCAAAACACUGAAGAAUUCAAAUCCUGCGGCUCAGUCAGAUUCUGGGCCCCCGUCUUUAAAACCAAGGACUAAGCAGCUCACAGCGUCCAGCUCCACACCUACGACCACAGAGACUCCAACCUGUUCGCCCUCCGUGCAGACAGAUCCUCCUCCCAGCUCACCUGCACCCUCCAGUCCAGCGCCAGCGCAGGCCGAACCCGCCAGGGUGGCGACGCCAUCGGCAGAGGACGAUGCUCCUCAAGCUCAAGAGGUCAGGAAGGACGCAGCGGAGUCAGAGGUUGACCCGUCCAGCCUGGAUCACAGCUUCUCCUCCCUGAAGGACGACCUGUCGCUGUGUGACGACCCACUUUUACCCUCCAGGAAGAUCAUUGGGGACAGAGGAGGCCCCGCCUCCAUGAAGGAGAACAUAUGUCAGGUGUGUGAGAAGACAGGUGAGCUGCUGCUCUGUGAGGGUCAGUGCUGUGGAGCUUUCCACCUGCCCUGCAUCUCUCUGGCCGAGGCGCCAAAAGGGAAGUUUGUCUGUCCGGAGUGUAAAUCAGGUGUCCACACCUGCUUCGUCUGUAAGAAGCGCAGCGAGGAUGUGCGGCGCUGUAUGAUUCCCGUGUGCGGGAAGUUUUAUCACGGGGAGUGCAUCGCCAACUUCGCCCCGACCGCACCCGUGAACCGAGGCUUCCGCUGCUCCAUCCACGUCUGUCUCACCUGCUUCAUCGCCAAUCCCAACAGCUCGUCCAUCUCUAAAGGUCGUCUGGUCCGUUGUGUGCGCUGCCCUGUAGCCUAUCACGCCACAGACCUCUGCAUGGCAGCAGGCUGCGUUAUCCUCUCCAACAACAGCAUGGUCUGUCCCAACCAUUUCACUCCCCGCCGCGGCGUCAAGAACCACGAACACGUCAACGUCAGCUGGUGCUUCGUCUGCACUGAAGGGGGCAGUCUGCUGUGCUGUGAGUCCUGUCCCGCUGCCUUCCACCGGGAGUGUCUCAACAUGGAAAUGCCAAAAGGCAGCUGGUACUGUAACGACUGCAAGGCUGGGAAGAAACCUCGCUACAAGGACAUCCUGUGGGUGAAGGUCGGACGCUACAGGUGGUGGCCAGCAGAGGUCAGUCAUCCCAAAACCAUCCCAGAAAACAUCCAGCGGAUGAGGCACGAUGUCGGGGAGUUUCCCGUCCACUUUUUUGGCUCCAACGACUACCUGUGGACCUACCAGGCCAGGGUCUUCCCUUAUAUGGACGUGGACGCCAACAGCAAAGAAAAGAUGGGCAAAGGUGUUGAUGCCACCUACAAGAAAGCUUUAGAAGAGGCAGCUGUGCGAUUUCGUGAGCUUCAGGCUGAGAAGGAGCUUCGGCAGCUUCAAGAGGACAGGAAGAACGACAGGAAGCCUCCUCCAUACAAACAUAUAAAGGUGAAUCGACCAAUAGGAAAGGUUCAGAUUUUUACGGCCGACCUAUCGGAGAUCCCGCGUUGUAACUGCAAGGCAACGGACGAGAGCCCGUGUGGGAUGGACUCAGAGUGCAUCAACCGCAUGCUGCUGUACGAAUGCCACCCGCAGGUUUGCCCGGCAGGCGAGCGCUGCCUUAACCAGGCAUUUACAAAGCGUCAGUACAGCCAGGUGGAGAUCUUCAGGACGCUGUCUCGAGGGUGGGGGCUCCGCUGUGUCCACGACAUCAAAAAGGGUCAGUUUGUGAGCGAGUACGUCGGGGAGGUGAUUGACGAGGAGGAGUGCAGGUCCAGGAUCAGACACGCCCAGGAGAACGACAUCUGUAACUUCUACAUGCUGACUCUGGACAAGGACCGAAUCAUCGAUGCCGGGCCGAAGGGGAACGAGGCUCGCUUCAUGAACCACUGCUGUCAGCCCAACUGCGAGACGCAGAAGUGGACGGUGAGCGGAGACACUCGGGUGGGACUGUUCGCCCUCGUGGACGUCGCUGCAGGCACGGAGCUAACCUUCAACUACAACCUGGAGUGUUUGGGGAACGGAAAGACGGUUUGUAAAUGUGGAGCACCGAACUGCAGCGGCUUCCUGGGCGUCAGGCCAAAGAACAACCCUCCAUCUGAAGACAAAGGCCGUAAGCUGAAGAGGAGGGGCCAUGGCAAGAGGAAGAACAAGGCGGUGGUGACCAAAGAGCGAGAGGACGAGUGUUUCAGCUGCGGAGACGGAGGACAGAUGGUGUCCUGUAAGAGACCUGGCUGUCCCAAAGUCUACCACGCCGACUGCCUCAACCUCACCAAGAGGCCUGCAGGUCGUUGGGAAUGUCCGUGGCACCAGUGUGACAUAUGCGGUAAGGAUGCGGCAUCCUUCUGCGAGAUGUGUCCCAGCUCCUACUGCAGCCAGCACCGCGACGGCCUGCUCUUCAUCUCCAAGCUGGACGGCAAGUUGUGCUGCAGCGAACACGACCCCUGUGGACCCGAACCGCUGGAACCGGGGGAGAUUCGGGAGUACACACCCGAACCCAGAGCCCUUACCUCAGGUCUGGGCAUGGCCGUCAUCCCCUCUGCUGCUUGUAACGCCGCCGCUGGCGUGAACCCGACCACCAGGAAGGUCCAGGAGGUCGGCGCCGGCGCCGGCGCGAGUGUGUCCGGGUCACUUCCUGCUUUUUCCAUCCCGGUGCCCAUCACUAUACCCGUGGCCGCGCCUGCCGCCUCACCGCCACCCAGCAGCUCUGACGCUCCCAGCAGCCCCCACGUGUUUGACCUCCCACACUACUCGCCCAUCUCCUCAUAUGAGGAGGAGAGGGAUGAAGAGGAGGAGGAGGAGCUGCUGACGGAGGUGGAGGAGGAGUCAGUGGAAGAGGGCGAGAAAUCAGACCCUCAUGAAGAGGAUGGAGAGGCAGUGAUGGAGGACGUAGGGGUGGAUUACCUGGAGGAGGAGGAGGAGGAGGAGGAUGAAGAAGAGGAGGAGGAAGAAGAGGAGGAGGAGGAAGAAGAGUGACACAGUGGAUUCUUACUACAGUGACCUGGAGGCUCACAGUCACUACAGAGGGGGAGGAUGAAGAUCAACCAAUCACACCACAGGAGUAGCCCAGUCAGCAGCUGGCUGUACGGAGGAAGCUUUAGGACAAAACUAACUGAACACGUGAAGAAGUGAAGUUCAUGAAUGAAUCAAAGGACGACCUGUCUGGACUCGUACGGGGACCAGGGGGGUCGGUUCGCAGUGACUUUGCACACACUGGAGCUCGCUGCACCUCCGGAUGAGACAACGAUAAACUCCACAGGCUUGUUUCCUCUCAUUCUGAUCGCUGCCCCCGCUGGUGACUUUUGGUAUUUCUCGCGGUCGUGUUGAAGGCGACCCGGCAGAGCGGCGGCGGCGGAAACUACGCUGCAGCUUCCUGAACUCUUCCGUCUUCAGAUUUUGACACUUGAAUCAAAAGGUGGAGACGUUCUCAUCACUACAGUUCACGGUGGCUGGUUUUACUCAAGGACCAGAAAAAAGUUGAAUCUACCUGCGCGUAGACCAGUCCUCAGUCCUCUCGGCCCCACCCAGGCCUCACGUUCAGUUCGGACUGAAGUGUGUCUGGACUCACCCUCCAGCUCGUCCUGACGCCUCAGAUCGUCCGACGGUGCUUCAGCAGCUUCGAGAUCAGAUCAUCUGUGAAAACGUGAAGGUGCCAGAUGUUCACAGGAAACUGUCGCCGCAGCUUCGUGGUUGGUGGUCGUCACAUUUCACAAUCUAAUGGAGUUAAAGGAGAUGGUGAGACUUUGGGACUGAAGCUGCAGCAGUCAGUGUCAAGAAGACACUUUGAUUUCAGCCAGAACAGACUGACAGUAAUCUGAGUGUUCGGCCCAUCACGGGACUCUAAAGCUGUCUGAGUUGUUCUUUGGCAGCUCCAGUAGGAGACAGGUGGGACUGCAGGUUCCUCAUCAUCGAACGCUGUCCAACGCGAGGGCUCUGUCUUCCGUCUUGGCUGCAGAAAGCACUGAGUCUGCUCAUUAUUUAUAUCUUGUUCUGUGACGCACAAACGAAGACGGGGGAGGACGAGCUCCUCGUCUCCACUCUCCGUCGAGGGGAAGCUAAAGUCUCGGGUUGGACGCGAGACGGACUCCCGCCAUGACGCUUGCACUCGCAGUAUGUGUUCUUGCCACACGUGUUUCGCUCUGUCUUCAAGCUUAAUAUUGUCUGUGUGUUAUCUGCCAAUGCCUUAGAGUGUGUUUCCUUGGAGAUCUUUUUGGAUGGUUUGGCGCCUGUGAGAGCCAAGUGUCCCUUCUUCUGCCUUUUUACAGCUGCCCAACAAGCAAUGUGUCAUUCCAGUGUAAUUAUGACCAGUUAGAUCUCAACCAUUGACCUGCUAUAUAAAUAAUACGAGAAAGAGGUUAUGAAAUAAGCUCUGGACCGCCUCCUUCCUUUUUCAUUUCAACAUUAAGCGACACAAUAAAAACUAAAG